Messenger RNA from Paramormyrops kingsleyae, 2502 nucleotides. The record is from RefSeq and is a predicted model, not a curated record. NCBI's taxonomy places the organism in Eukaryota, Metazoa, Chordata, Actinopteri, Osteoglossiformes, Mormyridae.
UUUGAUUAUUGAGCACAUUCCAAAAAAUUAUUCUGACACCGCUAUAAGAUUAAUAAAUAUGUUUACUGCAUACACAUGGCAUAAUAUGUUGUAAAUAGAAAAAAACAACGCUUCAUCUAACAUACUGUUCGAGCAAGAAGCUCUCAAAGAUGACGUCGUUUUACGUUUCGAAUUUUCGGCCAUUUUUAGAGCCUUUCAGAGUACAUAAAAGUACAUUCUAGACAAAGCCCUAGUCUCGAAAUUUCAAUGGAGAACAUGUUAUAUCAAUGGAGGUAUGAAUGCUGGAAGAUGAACCAUAAGGUUUGUUCAACAAUGAAAAAUUAAAAUGUAUUUUCAAAACUAUUAGAGAUACAGACCUAAAAUUUGGAAAUUCUCCAUAAGUUUUUCCCGCAGUCAGCUGUCUCUAAGGAUUCUCGUAAUUGUCCAAAUGAACUUCGGCCAUAGCUUUAGCUCCUUAACGUACUGGUCAAUCAACAGGUCCCGACACACAAAACUUACAGCUCUCAUACGUUAUAUAUUUUUGAGUUACAGGCCUCCUCGAAUUUUUCCAUCCGGACGGUCACCGGCUUUAUCCAACGCGGAGGUACCGUCCACGUUAACCGCUUCUUCACAGGCUACAGCCGCUACACGAAGGCGGAUAGGACUGUACCUAAGCCGGCAUUCUAGCCGCUGCGACCGGGUCAAGUCCGACCAGUGACUUUAACUAUUCAAUUUCGCGAUAAUCGAUUUGUGUUUCUUUAUUUUUUUUGGGGGGGGGGGGCAGCUGCUUUAAUUCUGACGCCGUUUUUCCUGACUGACUUACAGAGACUCAUCCCGCGUUUCAGCCGCGUACCUCAUUCACCUGCCCCGUCCUGUCCAAUCCGGAAGUCCUCUCGGCACGUAACGGGGCAUCUGAUUGGUGGAUCAGUCUCCUAUCAUGACGGAGACACGUUCCCAUUUGAUGCUACUGUACGUUGCCGAUGCCGCAUAUUACUGCUGAUAAAGACCCGAAGUUCCUGUCAGCGUUCGUCGGAUACGCAGGUUAGGUCAUUCAAAUCCACCGGCUUCAGAACCUAAAUUGCCCUCGAUAGACAAAAUCUGUCAGCCAUCCCUACUUAUACCGUAAAUUCUAUCGUCUGAAAAUUUAUUGAAAAAUAUUAUUUAUUUACAGGGUAGUAACGGUUAUUAAAUACAUAAACAGAGUUUUUUAUGUUAUGUCACGCGUUUAUUCUGUGUGUUCUACUGUAUAGCAGUGUAAUGCUUGGAGUUUGUCUGUGCAGGGGAUCAUUUUUCAGCAAAUUUGUCUUCUCAAGUUGUGCUUGUGAGACUAUAUCCUAUAUUAAGGGUCAGUAGAAGUAAUCUUAGAGCAUUUCUCAGUUUUCUCUGCAAGAGCUUACAUUUAGGAAAUCAAGUUACAUCUAGGAAAUCAAAUCAAACAGCGUAAUUCCACCUGGAAGAUGUAUGGGUAACCCACUGUGUUACUCGCUAACACUAAAUGAGCUCUUCUGUUCCUUGUACUUGUGUUGGCUUUCAUCGAGGGCCAUGGGCUUCUCCAUCAGCUCACUGUCACGAGCUGAAGUGCGCUGUGCAAAGCCACUCGGUCCCGCGCUACCUCGCCGCACCUACCAGUAUGCGCCGAAAUACAACUACAAGUGGACUGAGGUCCACUACGAAGCGAGCCGUGGAAACCUGGACAAGCUGCGCAUGCUCCUCUUCACCUUGGACAGAGAACAGAUUGACAGGAGGGACUACUAUGGGAAAACACCUCUGUACUGGGCAGCGUACAAGGGUCAGAGGGCAUCCUUAGAGUUACUUCUGAGGCACGGAGCAGAUGUUAACGCCCAGUGUAAACAUGGCAGUACCCCUCUGCAUGCCACAGUGGGGCUAUUUCCCGAGUGUGCUCUCAUUCUCAUAAGGCAUGGGGCUGAUGUGGAUCUCCCAGAUGUCUGGGGGGUCACGCCCAUGUACCAAGCAGCUUGCAGUGGCCAGGUGCAGUGCAUCCAUCUGCUGGUUAGGGCUGGAGCCAGGAUCAACUACAAGAACAAGAAGACGGGCGAGGCUCCAAAGCAGCUGUCCGUCAGACCUGCUCUGCUGAACUGGCUGGAGAGCCUGUUGCGAGAGCCACACUCCCUCAAGCACCAGUGUCGUCAGGUGGUGCACCGUGCCCUGGGCCCGGCCCGCAUCUGGGCCCUGGGCUCCCUCCCACUACCUCCAGCUAUCAGGGACUACCUCAUGUUCCAGGAUCUGCAGAUCCCUGACAGUACAGGGCUGGGUCCUUCAGAGGAUCAGGCCUUUGGGUAAGGAGAACAAACCACCACCUGAGGAGAACAUUCAUCACUAAAGCUUUUUCUACAAAAUAAAAAUGCUUUUUGAUUGUUGGAGUCAUUGAGUGUGAUGUGGACCCAACACAGUGGAGGUGCUGUUAGCAUGAACUGGGCUUAAAUUUUUUGAACUCGCCAUUGAAUUUGUGAAUUUGUAAAAAAUCUGAGGAAGGAUUACUGAAGAAUAUAUUUCUACAAAGUA